CCAGAAACGAGCCGAAGCACAAGCUAAUGCUGCAAACAAAGGGAAAUUGGGAUCUCAGCUAGCGGCGCAGAAGGCCCAGACGCAUUCUCAGACUCUGGUCGAAGCUAGUCGGACAGAAAGAGCUGCGCGGGAUGCAGAUAAUGUCGCCCAGGCUCAGAGGUGGGAGUAGUUAGUCUUCUCUCCCUUGAUGAUGAUGAUUAUCCAUGUAUUGCUUUUUUUUUCAUAUCGUUCCGUUUUAUUUUGUUUUCCAGGUAAAAAAGAAUACCCCCCCAUGUCCUGUCUCCAAUCAAUCAGACAGGUCCCAUCUGAUCAUGUAUGUAUGUACAGUACUUUUGAUUUUUUUUUUUUUUCUUUUAGAAAUUCCUAGCUGGCGUUGUUUGGGAGGUGGGCGCUCAGCAGACUUCGAGCCAGAUGACUUCUUUACAUUACAUAGACCAUCAGAUGGGCGUUUCGCGUCUUCUUUGUUAUUCGUUCCUGGUGACGGUGUCAUCCUUGCGGUUUGCGCGUUGGGAUUCCGUGAGGCAGAUCUGACUUACAUGGUGCGAUGAUGAACAUUGCAUUGGGAUAUUGUUGACGUGUUUAGAUUCGAGAGAGCAUAGGAUAAUAUAGCACUUCUGUCUUUUUUUUUUUAACUCAGCAGGAAUA
Messenger RNA from Paecilomyces variotii, 645 nucleotides. RefSeq lists its product as hypothetical. Bases 204 to 548 code for a protein of 114 amino acids. The transcript has a single exon. The record is from RefSeq and is a predicted model, not a curated record. NCBI's taxonomy places the organism in Eukaryota, Fungi, Ascomycota, Eurotiomycetes, Eurotiales, Thermoascaceae.